AUGCAUUAUGCUUCAUGUUCUUCUCUACUUCCCAUUGUUUCCGUUAUAGAUCCACCAACCUCACCAAAGAUUUUUCUUGAUAAAUCGAUUGGGGUGUAUUUGCGGAAAGAAACGGCUACACUUACCUGCAAUAUAACAAACCAAUCCUACCACGACGUAGAAUUCUACAAAGAAAACCAUCUGCUUACCUCUCGGCAACUCACCAUUGAGGAUAACAUUGCAACGUUUACUGUUUCAAGAGCAAAUCAAGGAGGACGGUACCGAUGCAGAUACAGCACGAAUUUGUCCGGAAGGCCAAUUCGCUCCCACCUCAGCGAACCUGUGAGGGUCACGAUAGCAAAUUCGCCGACGCCAGCGUUAUUUGUGGAUCAAAGUCUUGCUGUGAGAGGCGGAAAAGUCAUCUUCAACUGCACAAGUCCCCGCGGUCAUCCAGGCUUAAUAUUUUACUUAUAUAGACACGGGGAAUCGAACUACUCGGAUGCCAAGGUUGCAGAUGCGUGGGGGAAUUCUGUGAUUUUCACCAUCGCGAACGUGGGCGACGACGAUGAAGGAAAUUAUACCUGUCUGUAUGAAGCAAAGGAUGACACAAAGCCGCUGACCUCUGCCCUCAGUGACACAGUACAUGUUGCUGUUCGAGGCAAGUGUGAAGCACAGUCAGAAAGUAGAUCAGAGUUUGGAGACAGUAAAUAUCGCUUGUUGUUUUGCCAGGUGCACGUAACGAUUAGAACUGAUUUUGCAGAGAAGAAAUGA
Messenger RNA from Leucoraja erinaceus (little skate), 750 nucleotides. Its product is annotated as venom metalloproteinase inhibitor DM43-like. The coding region runs from base 1 to 750 and encodes 249 amino acids. The transcript has 3 exons. NCBI's taxonomy places the organism in Eukaryota, Metazoa, Chordata, Chondrichthyes, Rajiformes, Rajidae. The record is from RefSeq and is a predicted model, not a curated record.